AUGCAUUCCUCUUCAUUUCUUACCGCUCUCGCGCUGGGAACGGGAGCUUCUGCUUACCAGCUCCCCCAAAAUCUGAAAUCCAUAUACGAUAACCACAAGGCCGGCUCAUGUUCCAACCGCCUUUCUGACAGGUUUCCCGAGGGCGCUAGAUACUGCGGCGAUAUCUCAGGAGCUAUCUUCCUGAAGGGCUCCAACGGGAACUACGACAAUAUGGAUAUUGACUGUGACGGAGCGAAUAACCAUGCAGGUGCUUGCUCGAAUGAUCCAUCCGGACAGGGCGAGACUGCCUUCAAGGACACUGUCAAGAAGUACGGCAUCCCGGACUUGGAUGCUAAUGUACAUCCAUACGUGGUGUUCGGCAACGAUGGGGCCUCGCCAUCCUUCGAUCCUCAGCAGCAUGGUAUCAAGCCGCUGAGUGUCAUGGCCGUGCAUUACGGUAUCUGGGGUGAUACCAACGGAGGUACUUCCACUGGCGAAGCCUCGAUUUCUCUUGCUGAGCUUUGCUUCCCUAACCAGGGCCUCAAUGGAGACAAUGGACAUAGCGAGAAGGAUGUUCUAUAUAUUGCUUUCAAGGGCGAUGAGGCUGUUCCUGGAAAGAAUGGUGCUGAUUGGAAGGCUACGAGCCGUGCGGAUUUCUCCAAGAGUAUAAGGGCUUUAGGAGACAAGCUGGUUGCUAAGCUGCAGGGCUAG
Fusarium subglutinans is the source of this 690-nucleotide messenger RNA. RefSeq names its product chitosanase. NCBI's taxonomy places the organism in Eukaryota, Fungi, Ascomycota, Sordariomycetes, Hypocreales, Nectriaceae. Gene Ontology annotation, molecular function: chitosanase activity. The transcript is spliced from 3 exons. Bases 1 to 690 code for a protein of 229 amino acids. The record is from RefSeq and is a predicted model, not a curated record.